CCCAAUUCUUUUCUCACCAAAAAGCGAAGAAGAGAGAUGUCGCAGUUCCAGCUAACUUUGGCCACUCGCGCCAACCCGGCCGCUUUGCUGCCUGUCCUUUUGGUUGCUACUUCCCUCAACCAGGAGCAGGAGGUCAUUGCUAUCAACUACGAAGAUAGCGCUGUCUUGAGCAGUGGGGACAAGGCCACCGUCGAACUCACCGGUGCUAACGGCUCGCCUGUCUAUGGCUCCGAUAACGCGAUCAAGGAACUGCGUGCUGCUUUUCCUUUCCUGAACGCUAAGGAUGAGAAGUCGGAGACCGAAUGGCUCUCUCAACUCGAGACUUUCACCACUCUCGACUUCAAGACCCUCGAGCCUCAGCUCCAACGCCUGAACAACCACCUCCUCCUGCGCUCUUUCGUCGCUGGUUACUCGCUCUCGACCGCCGACCUCGCCAUCUGGGGUGCUCUCCGGGCCAACAGGGUUGCCAUCUCCCCUGUGCGCAAGGGUGCUCUGGUCAGCCUGACCCGUUGGUUCAACUUCAUCGAUGAGCUCUGCCCCUGGGCCGCCACUGCCCUCGAGUCCAUGAACGCCGUCGCCAAGGAGAAGAAGACCGCCAAGGCCAAGGAGGGAGCCAGCUACGACAUCAACCUUCUCAACACUGAUAAGGGUGUGGUGACUCGCUUCCCCCCUGAGCCCUCUGGAUACCUCCACAUCGGACACGCCAAGGCGGCUCUACUGAACGACUACUUCGCCCACGAGAAGUAUGCUGGAACCCUGCUGGUUCGUUUCGAUGACACCAACCCCUCGAACGAGAAGCUGGAAUUCCAGGAUGCCAUCAUCGAGGAUCUGGCCCUUAUGGGAAUCAAGCCGGACAGGCUGAGCUACACCAGUGACUACUUUGACGAGCUCUACGAGUACGCUAUCCGCAUCAUCAAGGAGGGACAUGCCUAUGCCGAUGAUACCGACAAGGAGACCAUGGCCGAACAAAGAAUGGUCGGCGAGCCCAGCAAGCGCCGUGACGCAUCGGUCGAAGAGAGUCUUGCUCGCUUCGAGGAGAUGAAGCAGGGAACCCCCGAGGGACUGCGGUGGUGCAUUCGGGCCAAGAUCUCGUAUGACGCUCCCAACAAGACGCUUCGUGACCCCGUCAUCUACCGCUGCAACGUCGCGGAGCACCACCGCACUGGCUCCAAGUGGAAGAUCUAUCCUACCUACGACUUCGCAUGCCCGAUCGUUGAUUCCAAGGAGGGUGUCACCCACGCCCUGAGAACCAUUGAGUACCGUGACCGCAAUGCCCAGUACCAGUGGUUCCUGGACACCCUCAAGCUUCGCCAUGUGCAGGUCUGGGACUUUGCCCGCAUGAACUUCGUGCGGACCCUUUUGUCCAAGAGAAAGCUCACCAAGCUGGUCGAGUCCGGCGCUGUCUGGGGCUGGGAUGACCCGCGCUUCCCCACUAUCCGGGGUAUCCGUCGUCGCGGCAUGACGAUCCCGGCCCUGCGCGAGUUCAUCCUGAAGCAGGGCCCCAGCAAGAACAUCGUGAACCUGGACUGGACCCUGUUCUGGGCGACUAACAAGAAGUACAUCGACCCCGUUGCUCCGCGCCACACCGCGCUGUUCAAGAACCAGCUGGUCAAGGCCAAGCUGAACGGCGCGCCUGCCGCGUACACCGAGGACAAGCCCAAGCACGCCAAGAACCCGGCGAUCGGCACCAAGAAGGUGACCUUCAGCGGCUCGAUUCUGUUCGACCAGGAGGACGCCAAGACCUUCAAGCAGGACGAGGAGAUCACGCUGAUGGCGUGGGGCAACGCGAUCGUGCGCAAGAUCGAGACCGACGCGGCCACGGGCGCCGUCACCGCCCUGGAGCUCGACCUCCACUUGGCGGGCGACUUCAAGAAGACGGAGAAGAAGGUGACCUGGCUCUCGGCCGACCAGGAGCUCGUCCCCGUCGAGCUGGUCGACUUCGACUUUUUGCUCAACAAGGACACCAUGACCGAGGAGGACACCCUCGAGGCCGUCCUGAACCCCCACACCGAGUUCCGGGAUGAGGCCGUCGCCGACGCCAACGUUGCCGACCUCAAGGAGGGCGACAUCAUCCAGUUCGAGCGCAAGGGCUACUACCGUCUCGACCGCCCCUACGCCCCCGGCCAGCCCGCCGUGCUGUUCAACAUCCCCACCGGUAAGGCGGGCAAAUAGAUCCGCUUCCGCUUUUCGGGAGGUAUAGACGCCUAUGAAGAUACGACGAAUAAACUUUCCGGAUUUAGUUUGCACAAAGAGACUCGAUCAAG
Aspergillus aculeatinus CBS 121060 is the source of this 2264-nucleotide messenger RNA. RefSeq names its product glutamate--tRNA ligase GUS1. Gene Ontology annotation, cellular component: cytoplasm; methionyl glutamyl tRNA synthetase complex; cytosol. NCBI's taxonomy places the organism in Eukaryota, Fungi, Ascomycota, Eurotiomycetes, Eurotiales, Aspergillaceae. Gene Ontology annotation, biological process: glutamyl-tRNA aminoacylation; translation. Gene Ontology annotation, molecular function: glutamate-tRNA ligase activity; ATP binding. The record is from RefSeq and is a predicted model, not a curated record. The transcript has 2 exons. The coding region runs from base 37 to 2172 and encodes 711 amino acids.